AUGCCAGUCUACCGCGAAAGCCCAACGCCAGCUAUUGAGACCCUUCUGAGCAUAUGGUGGUCUGCAGAAAAAGACGUGACACGAAAUGCGUUGUCUACAUGUAUAGAAAGAGUCAUGGCCCUAACCUUGAUGAUACAUGAUCUGAAAGCCCAGCCAGACCUUUACAUCAACAUGGACGCCGAAACAGUUGAUGAUGCACGCGAUCUCAUCACCAUUGUUUCGUUCCUACUCUGCGGGCCAUUGUACGGCAUUCUAACAGCUCUGAGACGCAAGGCGGAGACCCAUACAUAUAAGCGAACCUUCGAUAGACCGGGUCACUUUUGGCAGACGCUGGAGAUUCUGGAGAGUAUCCUUGUCUCAGGACGUAGGAAACCGGUCACGAUUACACCAAUUGUUCCAAUUGAGCUGCUUAUGAGACUUGUAACAGCCCGUAAGAAAUGGGAUAGCCUUGAAUACCGGAAUCUCAAUAUAGCCAAGUCUCGAGGUCUCAGUGCUGGCCUGCCUAAAACCACCUUCCCCUGCAUAGGUGCCAUGCCGAACAGCGAUCGAGUAUACAUCAUUUCUACUUCGGCAGACCAUUGGCGUCUUUUCGGGAAGCUCAAUGACUUUGUCUUGAACCUACGCCAUAGCCGUCGUAAGGGCAUAACUAAUGCCGUUCAUGGAGGAGGAAAGGAUGCCAAAUUAGUUAAAGAAUGGAGUGAAGCUCUUGAGAGCCGGCGCAAGCGCAGCGAAGAGAAGAAUCAGAAGAUGGAACCGCUCGCAAGUCUUAUUGAAAACCCACCGGGUUAUUUCUCUCAUUUGCACGACGUCGCAACACCCUUUGAAUACCCCUCUUUCGAGCUCAAGGCUCGUUGUACCCGCUGUCAGGUACUCUUUAGAUACGAAGUCCCCGAUAACGUCAAGGUAAAAGAGAAAGUUGAGUCACAUAAAAUACAUCUUGGUUUCACCUGUGCAGAGACCUACGCUCACUUCUUUUGCCGAGCUUUAGAGCAACAGGCGCACGCGGUUACAGAAAGCAUUCACCUCGCUUCUACGGAGUUCUGA
Molecule: messenger RNA, 1044 nt
Organism: Fusarium verticillioides 7600
Lineage: Eukaryota; Fungi; Ascomycota; Sordariomycetes; Hypocreales; Nectriaceae
Exons: 3
Coding region: 1-1044 (347 amino acids)
Source: RefSeq, a predicted model, not a curated record